Messenger RNA from Teleopsis dalmanni, 504 nucleotides. Its product is annotated as metacaspase-1-like. The transcript has a single exon. Bases 1 to 504 code for a protein of 167 amino acids. The record is from RefSeq and is a predicted model, not a curated record. Lineage: Eukaryota; Metazoa; Arthropoda; Insecta; Diptera; Diopsidae.
AUGAAAAUAAUAUUUCUUAUAUUUGCUUGUGAAUUGUUUGUAGUUAUAAGUGCACGUCCUACUUUCGAUAAAAUUGCUGAAUUGGUGCUAGAUGCUGUAGGUGAAAGCGUUUACCCUACCCGAAAUGCUUAUCCAGCAGCGCAUCAAAGUAGUUAUGGCUAUCAUGGCGGUUACGGUGGUUAUCAAUAUGAACAUCAAUAUGGAGAGGAUAGAGAGGGAGCUGGGUAUCAACAACAAGGUAGUAGUUACGGACCUCCGCCAUAUUACCCACAUCCGAAUAGAUAUUUAGAACCGCCACGACCACCUCCAGCAUAUUUACCUAGUCCACAUAUAAAACCUCAAUAUGGAUAUGGCCAUCAUGGGAAUCAAUAUAAUCAACAUAAUUACAGAAAUGAGUACAGUGAUCCGGCAUUGAAUGAAUAUCCAAGUAAUAGAAAUUAUGGAUAUCAACAACAGCCAACUUAUUAUGCACAAGGUCACAAAACUGAUGGGAUUUUGUGCUAA